AUGGUGGACCUCCUCUCCCCUUAUCCUUUCCUGGGGGCUAUGGGGGAUCCCUCCAAAAAAAAACCCGGGAUUGCCAUGUGCGUGGGCUGCGGGAGCGAAAUCCAGGACCAGUACAUCCUGCGGGUCUCCCCGGACCUCGAGUGGCACGCGGCGUGCCUCAAGUGCGCCGACUGUAGCCAGUACUUGGACGAGACCUGCACGUGCUUCGUCCGAGAUGGCAAAACCUACUGCAAACGGGAUUACAUCAGGCUCUUCGGCAUCAAGUGCGCCAAGUGCGCGUCGGGCUUCGGCAGCAGCGACCUGGUGAUGCGCGCCCGGGACCACGUCUACCACCUGGAGUGCUUCCGCUGCUCCGUGUGCAGCCGGCAGCUGCUGCCGGGCGACGAAUUCUCGCUGCGGGACCACGAGCUGCUCUGCCGCGCCGACCACAGCCUCCUGCUCGAUCGGGCCGGCUCGGCCGAGAGCCCCCCGCGCAGCCCCGGGCACCUGCCGGGCACCCGGCCCAGCCUCCAGCUCGCAGAUUCGGCGCCCGGGCGGCAGCCCUCGCUGCGUCCCCACGUGCACAAGCAGGCGGAGAAGACGACGCGGGUGCGGACGGUGCUGAACGAGAAGCAGCUGCACACGCUGCGCACCUGCUACGCGGCCAACCCGCGGCCGGACGCGCUGAUGAAGGAGCAGCUGGUGGAGAUGACGGGCCUGAGCCCGCGCGUGAUCCGCGUCUGGUUCCAGAACAAGCGCUGCAAGGACAAGAAGAAGUCCAUCCUCAUGAAGCAGCUCCAGCAGCAGCAGCAGCAGCACAGCGACAAGACGAGCCUGCAGGGCCUGACUGGGACCCCGCUGGUGGCUGGCAGCCCAAUCCGUCACGACAGCGCCGUGCAGGGCAACGCCGUGGAGGUGCAGACCUACCAGCCCCCCUGGAAAGCGCUCAGUGACUUCGCCCUGCAAAGCGACUUGGACCAGCCUGCCUUCCAGCAACUGGUCUCCUUUUCAGAAUCCGGCUCACUGGGAAACUCCUCCAGCAGUGAUGUCACAUCGCUGUCCUCCCAACUCCCAGACACCCCCAACAGCAUGGUUCCUAGCCCGGUGGAGACGUGAGAAGAGCCUCCUCCUCCUCCUGCCCGCCCACCCCCACUCCCCACGGACUUUCGCAUGCUCCUGCUCCUUGCAUGAGAUCUCCUGAGCUCUGAGCAAACUCAACUCUUUAAAUUAUUAUCUUUAUUUAAAACCCAGCGCCUCGUUCUUUCCUCAUCCGUCUUGGCUGUCACCUCUUCUGGAUCUGGACUCCACCGCCUUUCUCAGACCACAGCGGGGA
Molecule: messenger RNA, 1312 nt
Organism: Elgaria multicarinata webbii
Lineage: Eukaryota; Metazoa; Chordata; Lepidosauria; Squamata; Anguidae
Gene: ISL2
Product: ISL LIM homeobox 2
Exons: 6
Coding region: 1-1095 (364 amino acids)
Biological process (GO): positive regulation of transcription by RNA polymerase II; axonogenesis; neuron fate specification
Cellular component (GO): nucleus
Molecular function (GO): DNA-binding transcription factor activity, RNA polymerase II-specific; cis-regulatory region sequence-specific DNA binding
Source: RefSeq, a predicted model, not a curated record